Sinocyclocheilus rhinocerous is the source of this 1106-nucleotide messenger RNA. RefSeq names its product glucagon family neuropeptides-like. Gene Ontology annotation, molecular function: peptide hormone receptor binding; neuropeptide hormone activity; pituitary adenylate cyclase activating polypeptide activity. The transcript is spliced from 5 exons. Gene Ontology annotation, biological process: neuron projection development; regulation of protein localization; neuropeptide signaling pathway. The record is from RefSeq and is a predicted model, not a curated record. NCBI's taxonomy places the organism in Eukaryota, Metazoa, Chordata, Actinopteri, Cypriniformes, Cyprinidae. Gene Ontology annotation, cellular component: extracellular region; perikaryon; neuron projection. The coding region runs from base 372 to 896 and encodes 174 amino acids.
CUGUAUAUUAUAUCCCGGGAGGAAGGGUUGAUGACGUCUGUGGCAUACUUGAUGUGACUUACUGAAAAAAAGGCAAGACUUCCUAUUCAUGGAUAAAAAUCCGAGGUAAUCGGAGCACAGCAGAAAAAGUUUUGUAAAAGGAUAUGUAGACAAACGAGUGCUGCUGAGGUUUUGUUUGCAAAAGUGAUUUUGUUUAUAUUGGUUAGGUUAUUGUAUAAAAGUGCAGGGGUUGAACCGACGAGCACAUAAGCAAAGGACGGUGGCGCUUCAGGGAAGAGGUGCUGUGAGGAAGAUCUCUAUCUCUCUCACACAAUCACAGCCGCACCCGAGUCGCAUCCAACAGCAUUUCUGUCUACCUACUCUGCAAUAGCAUGGCCAGAUCUAGUAAAGCGACUUUAGCUUUGCUCAUCUACGGAAUCAUGAUGCACUACAGCGCCUACUGCACGCCUAUUGGGAUGACUUUUCCCAAGAUGAGACUAGACAACGUAUUUGACGAAGACGGAAACUCGUUAAGCGACCUGGCUUUUGGCACUGAUCAAAUUGCUAUACGAAGUCCUUCAUCUCUCACGGAUGACCUGUACACACUAUACUAUCCGCCAGAGAAAAGAACGGAAAGGCAUGCAGAUGGAUUAUUAGAUAGAGCCUUGAGGGACAUCCUGGUUCAGUUAUCAGCACGAAAAGAUCUGCAUUCUCUGAUGGCAGUUCGCGUAGGCGGAGGAAGCAGCGAGGAGGACGAAUCGGAAACCUUAUCAAAAAGGCAUUCGGAUGGGAUCUUCACCGACAUUUACAGUCGUUACCGAAAACAGAUGGCCGUCAAGAAGUAUUUAGCAGCCGUCCUGGGAAGAAGGUACAGACAGAGAAUUAAAAACAAAGGACGUCGAUUUGCUUAUUUGUAGCGCUGACAAAACUGCCCCUCCAUGUGUACAUUCAGUCCUAAGAUCAAAGUCAUUCUGAUAUAACUGAUUAAUCAGUGGAUCGCGCCUGUGUUCUUUAAACAUGUAUUUAUGUAUGAAGUAAAGCCAUUAAAAUGAAUAUUUUACUAAUAACAUUGUUUUUCUUUUUGUACAAAAGCACUUGAAAUCGCACAGUUAUAAUUUGUGGACCAA